UUGGCUCUCCUGCGUCAUCAUCCGGCGACGUUCCUUUCCUUUUUGUAAACAUUUGCCUGCAGUAGGUCGGGGAGUGAGUAAAGCGAGGGGGAAAUAAAACCCCCAUGGAUAAUCUUGUGAAGGUGCACGGAAGUGGUGGCUAUGACUCCGACUUCAGUGAUGAUGAUGGGGAGGGAGAGUCCUCAGAGAGGGGCCUUAAAAGGAAACGUGAGGAGGAAAUCUUACAGAAGCCAUUCAAGAAAGGUCGGCACUCGCAGGUGGCUCACCGGAGUCUACACUCUAAUGAGCUGGACAGGGAGGAAGCCAGGAACAGAAGAGCACAUCUGAUAUCAAUGAAUGCUUUUGAGCGACAUAAGAAGUUUGUCGGUGACUACAUACUUUAUUAUGGAGGACAGAUGGCCGACUUCAAACGCUCUCCAACCAAAGACAAAACAGAUCUAGAUGUGCUGCGCGAGAAUCACCGCUUCCUCUGGAGGGACGAGGAUGAGGAUGACAUGACAUGGGAAAAAGAACUUGCCAAGAAGUAUUAUGACAAGCUGUUUAAGGAGUACUGCAUAGCCGACCUCAGCAGAUACAAGGAAAACAAGUUUGGAUUUCGUUGGCGGACUGAGAAUGAAGUUGUCUCUGGCAAAGGUCAGUUCCAGUGUGGAAACAAACGUUGCGAGAAGCAGGAAGGCCUAAAAAGCUGGGAAGUAAAUUUUGCCUAUGUGGAACACGGCGAGAAGAGAAAUGCACUGGUCAAACUAAGACUUUGCCCCGAAUGCUCUUUCAAACUCAACUACCACCACAAGAGGAAGGAGGUGAAAGCAAAGACAAAGACUAAAAGGUUAUCGAUGGAGAACCAGGAGCCAUCACAGAAGAAGAAGAAAAGGAAGAGAUCGUCUUCACACUCCAAGAAGCACAAACACAAGAGGCACAGAGAUCGUUCCACCUCUUCCAGCAGCUCAGAGGAGUCGCAGGACUCGGACAAAGACUCCGAAGCUGGCGAUGAGCCAAAGGGCCAAUCGGAAGCCGACCACUGGCGAGGACCGGCCCCUGCUGUUGAGGAAAAGUCAAGGGAGGAGGAGUUUGAUGAGUACUUUGAAGACAUGUUCCUUUGACUGCUGGUAUCAGCGGCAACCCUGCUGCGACUACACUUCCUUUGGCGCACCGCUGACACUAAGCAUGUUCUGUUUGAGUCUUGUGUGCAUGUAGAUUUCUUUUGACUCUAUGUUUCAUUACUGCUACAGAAAUAAAACAAUGUUUAUCCUGUAA
Messenger RNA from Dicentrarchus labrax (European seabass), 1254 nucleotides. RefSeq names its product FRA10A associated CGG repeat 1 (gene fra10ac1). The coding region runs from base 105 to 1100 and encodes 331 amino acids. The record is from RefSeq and is a predicted model, not a curated record. The transcript is spliced from 14 exons. Gene Ontology annotation, biological process: dephosphorylation. NCBI's taxonomy places the organism in Eukaryota, Metazoa, Chordata, Actinopteri, Moronidae. Gene Ontology annotation, molecular function: phosphatase activity.